UUGGAAUUUCCAAUGAUUUCCAAUGUAUUAGUGGCAGCCAUGUUUUAGCAAGGCCUAAACAGAAAGUAUUUUGUUAAAUAUUGAUAUGUCCGACCAAAAUGACAACGUUUACUAUAUUCUUCUUGCUGAUAAAAUAGGAAAGAAGAAAGAGAGAGGAAUACUACGAACAACAUCUUCAAAAGUUGACGUGUUACCCGGAACUCUUCUACUGUUGGUGGAAGAGCGCUACGAUAAACAGAGAACCACCCUCUCGUGGAUAUUAGAGACACUUGAACCAGAGAACAUUGAGAUUGAAUGUCAGCCCACGGACACUGGUCAGCUAACUAAGAUAGAAUUUGCCUUACUUCAGCCCAUCCCUGUCUGCCAAGAACGCCUGUCUAUAUUUCAGGAUCAGGAAUGGCUGAAGGAAGGGGCACAACUUCAGCUGGAGGACCCCGUCACAGUGGCUGUCAAAGGACAACCCUACCUCAAGGGAAUCAUCAAGUACAAGGGCGAGCUACCGGGGGUCAAGGGAAUUCAGUUUGGGAUUGAAUUGUUAGGGGAGAGCAAAGGCAAGGGAACAUGUGAUGGGGUGUUCAGAAAAAAGCGAUUUUUCACCUGUGAACAGAACUGCGGGAUAUUUGCUGCUAUACACAAGGUACGUCGGGACCAGGAUGCUCCAUAUCAGCGCAGAUAUACAGAUCGAUCAAUCCCAAUCCAUGAGGAGACGCCUAUGUACCGAGAGGAGAGGGAAUUGAUAGAAAACUCCAAUCUUAAGGAGAAGGACCGCAUUGUAUGGAUCAGUGAUAACGGUCCAGAAUUCGGGGAGGUGAAGUGGGUGGGGAUCCUGCCUGACAGCAACAGGAGGGAUAUCACAGUGGGCGUGGAAUUCGAUAAUCCUGUUGGAUCUGGUACAGGGAAAUAUAAAAAUCACAGACUGUUUUAUGCCAAAGCUCAGCAUGCAUCGUUAGUACCUAUCAUGGGUUUAAUGAAGGCGGAGGAAUACAUGCAAAUGAACCAGGCCUCUGGGUCCUCCAGUUCCUACUACCCCCAGCAGCCAGAGUACGGCUUUAUGCAGGAACCCGAACAGAUCAACUCCCCUCGACCUUCACAGUCCCGGACCAGUCAACAAAGUACAGGAUACAGCUCAGCAUGGACAGGUAACCAGAAUUCGUCAGCAGGAUACAGUCAAGUCCAAAGAGAGAUUUUGCCACAGCCUGUACAGAGCAAGGAAAGGGGGAGUUACUCCAGCAACGCCUCUACUCCAUCCUAUCAGCAGGUGCUCUCAAAAGAACAGCUCCAGGUUCAUCUCCCCCCGCCGCCCCUAAAGGAGAAGUUACCCCCCUCUCCCCAGGAGUCAGGUCUUCCUGUCAGACAGAAGAAGGAGGAGAAGCCUGCUGAUUUGGGAGGACCCAAUCCACUGUACGAAUACACCAAGGCACAGGAUCAACAAAUUGAAAUGAAGUCUGAGUCAUUAGAACAACCAAACAGUCGCCGCAGUAACCCUAGCUCUCGAUCAUUACUUCCUGCUGACCCUGACCUUGAAGUGGGGUCAAUGGUGGAGGUCAUGUCAAACCCUCCGCUGUAUGGGGUCAUUCGAUGGAUGGGGUAUCUUCCUGACCAGAAGGAACCUGUUAAACCCAUAGCAGGACUGGAAAUGGAAGAGGAAAUAUCAGCGGGAACAGAUGGAAGUUUUGGAAAGCAUCGAUUCUUUUCAUGUCCCCCCAAAAAAGCCUUUUUUGUACCUCUAUAUAAAUGUCGCAAGGACAAACGUUUUGUGGACAGUGUUCGUCGUAAUAGCGGAGUUUCAAAUAAUUUUGGUAGCAUGGAGACGCCGGACGUCAUGGGAAAUAUAUCUCCGCCAGAUUCUUUGGAAAUUAAACAAAUAGAACUGGAUGUGUGUGGCAAACAGAAAGGCAUUCAGGGUCACCAUAACUCUUGUUACUUAGACGCUACAUUGCUUGCUAUGUUUUAUUUUACUACAGUAUUUGAUGGAAUUUUAUAUAGACCUAAACGCAGUGAUGACUUAUAUGAAUAUGAUGAAGUAAAACAAGUGAUAAAAGAGGGCAUUGUUAAUCCACUAAGGAAACAUAAUUAUGUACGUGCUGAUAAAGUAAUGAAAUUACGUCAUUUACUCGAUAAAUUAGGAAAUAUUCCCGGCAUGAUGAGUGAAGAAAAAGAUCCAGAGGAGUUUUUGAAUUUACUUUUGAACCAGAUUACAAAGGCAGAUCCUUUUUUACAUAUAAGAUCAGAUAAUGGGGGUGGUAGCCAGCAUUCCUUUUUGUAUCAGCUGAUUAUGGAGAAGGAUGAGAGAUUAGUGCUUCCUACCACACAACAGUUAUUUGAAUUGUCCUUCCUUCAGAUGAAAGUGAAACUAGAGGAGAGACCCCCUUGUUUGAUUCUCCAGAUGCCUCGAUUUGGGAAAGAUUACAAGAUGUACCGUCGCAUUGUUCCUAGUUUAGAGCUGGACAUCACUGAUGUCUUACAGAAUGCACCGAGGGAGUGUAUAAUAUGUGGUGAUCUGGCCGCAUUUGAAUGCAAGGAAUGUUACAACCAGCAUGGAGCAGGACUCAACACUAUUGCUUUCUGUGAAGGCUGUAAAGAGAUGAGUCACAAACACAAGGUUAGGAUUAAUCAUAAAUGGGAGGCCAUUGCUGUACCCCAGGACUAUAAGGCCAUUCACAGUGAACAGAAGCAUAUACAGAAGCAGAACCCCAGCAUACCGCGGGAGAAGAUGGAACUGUUUGCCGUCGUCUGUAUCCAGACCAGUCACUAUGUGUCCUUUGUUAAGUGUGGGAAAGGCAAAGACGCCCAGUGGAUCUUCUUUGAUUCCAUGGCAGAUCGCAUGGGUGAACAGAGUGGAUACAAUAUCCCCGAGGUCAAACUCUGCCCCGAUUUAUCAAAAUGGCUGUCAGAGGACUAUCAAGAGGAGAUAAUGCGUCGGGGAGAUGAUAAGGAACUCCCAGAACACAUUCGCCGUCUGCUUUGUGAUGCUUAUAUGUGCAUGUAUCAGAGUCCCGAAGUCUCCAUGGUCCGAUGAUAAAGCUAUAAAAACAGAGUGUUGUGUCGCGCCAUCACGAUUCUUCCUCCAGCCCAGCAGGGUUCGCUAGUAAUGCAUUAUAGACUGGAUUGGUGUCUGAGUUUGCAACAUUUUCAACUCAAUUCUCAGUGGGCUUCUGUGAACAAAAUACAUCCAUUGUCUUAUUUAUUGCAAAGCAUUCUUAAAUAUUUGUGUGAAAAGGAAUAUAGUUUGUGAUAUUUGUGACGAAUUCUCCACUAAUUUGUUUUCCAGACUCAUCAAGCUUUAUAAUUGUUAGUGUUUUUCAGAACACAUGGUAAAUAAUUCUUUGAGAGUACCAUUUUGGGUGGCAGAGAAAUAUUUAUACACACGAGGUUUAGAAGGUGUUACGGAUGCUAUCAAUAAAAUAUGUCAUUUAACUUCUUUCAUCUUCAUAAAGAUGUUCAGAGUAAAAAAAAAAAAAUUAAUAAGCUUUAAAAAUCAAACAUUUAAAUCCAAAUUCAGAUUUUAUACAUUGUAAAAGGCUAAGUGCUUGAUGUGUUACAGAAACUGUUAUAUGUGAUAAAGGGAUAUAAAUACAAGAGAAGGAGAUUAUUAUUAUGAAGGCUAUAAACAAAUUUCAUUACACAAGUGAGUAAGGGCUAUGUAUGGGGGUUUCUAAGCAAAAAAUCUAAUUAAAACCCAUAAUGGCUAUACUUACCGCACAGAAAAAUUUAAGACUUGUUUUCUAGUAUAUUCUUAGUACUCACAACAUGUGAUAGCCAGUGCACAUUAUGACAUCAUAUUAUGAUGUCAUCAACCUCUACUACACAAGUUUAUAAGGAACACUAACAAAAUCGCUUUGGUGCAAGGGCAUACCUUACUUUGUUUUACAAAAACAAAGUAUGAAUAGACGCAGAAUAUUCCAAGGAAUUAAGAUGUUGCUGCAUAAAUGUCGACACUGCAAGUGUUUAGUUACUAUUUUUACAGUUUUAAGUUGACAUAGAGUAAAAAUUCACAGUCCAGGUUAAGUUUCCUACAAUUUUUAUCGAAAGUGCAUAGGAUUUGUGCAGCAAAUUUAUGAAUUUUUAGAAUAUUUUCCUUAAUAUUAUUUGUUAUUUAUUUUAAAUUAAAUAGGACAUGCCCUUGCGCUGAUGUUGGUUUGUUUAUGUGCUUAAUUACUUUGAAUGGGGAAGAACAAGGACGUCAUAAUAUGACGUCAUGUGUACUAGCUUUAACAUGCUGUGGAUACUAAGUAUGAAUAAGAAAAUCAAUUUGAACUUUCUCUGUAUAUUAAAUAUACAAUUUAUGCAUUUUUGUUAACUCAUUUGCAUAAAAAUACCCAUAUUUAGCCUUAACUCACUUGCGUA
Messenger RNA from Saccostrea cuccullata (small rock oyster), 4347 nucleotides. Its product is annotated as ubiquitin carboxyl-terminal hydrolase CYLD-like. NCBI's taxonomy places the organism in Eukaryota, Metazoa, Mollusca, Bivalvia, Ostreida, Ostreidae. Gene Ontology annotation, biological process: protein K63-linked deubiquitination. Gene Ontology annotation, cellular component: cytosol. The transcript is spliced from 12 exons. The record is from RefSeq and is a predicted model, not a curated record. Bases 86 to 3019 code for a protein of 977 amino acids. Gene Ontology annotation, molecular function: cysteine-type deubiquitinase activity; K63-linked deubiquitinase activity.